Xiphias gladius (swordfish) is the source of this 2378-nucleotide messenger RNA. It is a transcript of the gene gabrd, whose product is annotated as gamma-aminobutyric acid type A receptor subunit delta. The transcript has 9 exons. Gene Ontology annotation, cellular component: membrane; neuron projection; synapse. The record is from RefSeq and is a predicted model, not a curated record. Gene Ontology annotation, molecular function: extracellular ligand-gated monoatomic ion channel activity; neurotransmitter receptor activity; GABA-A receptor activity. NCBI's taxonomy places the organism in Eukaryota, Metazoa, Chordata, Actinopteri, Istiophoriformes, Xiphiidae. Gene Ontology annotation, biological process: chemical synaptic transmission; nervous system process; regulation of membrane potential. Bases 306 to 1691 code for a protein of 461 amino acids.
UCGGCGGACCGGUGCGUUGUUUCGCUCGGAGCGGGAGUUUUUUUUCCCCUUUUCCUUGGGUGCGCUUGUGCCCUCUUGGCCACUCCUGGACGCGGAGGAAUUGGGGAGCCGAUCAUGGGGUCAUCAUCAUCACCAUCACCUUCGGCGUCCUCGGCAUCCUCAGCGCUGCACUUUACUUUCCUCUCCUCGGCGCCGGAUCGCGAGGGGAGCGCACUGAAAUAAAACUCUGUGGCUUUUGUCGUCGAUCUCCAACCCGGGAAACUUUUUUCUUCCCUCAAACUGUCAUUUAUCACAAAGCGCUUGGAAUGGAGACGCCAACUUUCCUGCUGGCGAGCCUCGCUCUGCUCCUCGUCGGAGGGGAUAUUUUCACCAGGGCCAUGCUGAGUGACAUUGGGGACUAUGUAGGUACAGACAUUGAAAUAUCCUGGUUACCUAAUCUGGAUGAUUUAAUGAAGGGCUAUGCCAGAAAUUUUCGCCCUGGGAUAGGAGGUCCACCAGUGAACGUGGCCAUGGCUAUUGAGGUGGCCAGCAUUGACCACAUCUCUGAAGCCAACAUGGAAUACACCAUGACCGUGUUCCUGCGGCAGAGCUGGCAUGAUGACCGCCUGUCCUACAAUCACACCAACAAGACGCUGGGGUUGGACAGUCGCUUCGUGGACAAGCUGUGGCUUCCAGACACCUUCAUUGUAAAUGCCAAAUCUGCUUGGUUCCAUGACGUGACCGUUGAGAACAAGCUGAUCCGCUUGCAGCCCAACGGAGUCAUUCUAUACAGCAGCCGAAUCACUUCGACAGUGGCGUGUGACAUGGACCUUACCAAGUAUCCCAUGGAUGAACAGGAGUGUAUGCUGGACCUGGAAAGUUACGGUUACUCCUCAGAGGACAUUGUGUAUCACUGGUCGGAGAGUCAGACACACAUCCAUGGCCUGGACAAACUGGAGCUCUCCCAGUUCACCAUCACAGACUAUCGGUUUGUCACUGAGAUGAUGAACUUCAAAUCUGCGGGACGAUUUCCAAGGCUUAGUCUUCGCUUCCAGCUGAGACGUAAUCGGGGCGUCUACAUCAUCCAGUCAUACAUGCCUUCGAUAUUACUAGUUGCUAUGUCUUGGGUGUCCUUUUGGAUCAGCCAAUCAGCAGUCCCUGCACGUGUAUCCUUAGGGAUCACAACUGUUCUCACCAUGACCACGCUGAUGGUGAGCGCCCGCUCCUCCCUGCCACGAGCAUCAGCCAUCAAGGCGUUAGACGUCUACUUCUGGAUCUGUUAUGUGUUUGUGUUUGCAGCCCUUAUCGAGUAUGCCUUCGCUCACUACAACGCUGACUACAGACUCAAAGAGAAGGCCAAGGUGAAGGCCAGCAAGCUCAGCUCUGAGUCCAUUGUAAAGAACGGCAAACAGGCUAUGGUUCUGUUUUCUCUGUCGGUAACUGGCAUGAACCAGGGGGUGAUGAUUUCCAGCCGUCAUGGCCGGACUCAGCGCUCCAGCAGUGAAAUCCCCGGGGAGGGCGGCACCGAGGAGGCUGAGCCGAGGAGGAGAAGGUCUAGGCAGACGGAGGAGAGCGAGGAGGAGAAGAAGUGCUGUUCCAAAUGCGUCUGCAAGCCCAUCGAUGCUGACACCAUCGACAUCUAUGCCAGGGCCGUGUUCCCUUUCACUUUCGCCGUAGUGAACGUGAUCUACUGGGUGGCGUACACCAUGUGAGGAGUAGGUAGCAGGUCUGUGCGAAUGGCUGCCAUCCAGAGCUGUAUAUAAGAAACUGCUGGAGCUGUGCCACUUCAAUGCUGGGAGACUGGUGCAGCUGAAAUAUACUGCAGGCCUCAGUGAAAAAAAAAAAAAAAACUUCAGAAGAAAUGAAGUGUUAUGACCUAUGAAUACGGAAAUAUGGUAAUUAAUGGAAGUAGGUAUAAGUUUAAAAAGUGUUAACAGGACUCAACAUCUUUAAUACAAAUACAGAGAGGUAACAAAGGACUGUUACCUGUUGGAGAUUCACAUACUCAGUGAAUACAGUUUAACUGAUAAUCCAGAUUUCCAUGUCAUCCUGUUAUAUGAUCUUACUCAACACAGGACACUACAACGAAUCAUCCUGCUCGGUCACAUGCAAUACUGACCACAAGCUCACAUCUUUCAAAACACAAGUAAGCAUAGUUAGCUUAACUAACUCGAGGUCACAAUCUGUUAACUCGACAGGCAACUGGGCCGCCCAUACACGAGGAUAACAAGAUGAGGUGUACUACUAUUCUGCAUGGCUGAUAACUCACUCAAUCCUCUUCCCCAGUCAUCGCCACCCCCUACCUUCCCUCUUUCUCCUUCGGUCCUCCACCCAUUUUUUUUUUCAAUUCACAUUUUGUUUAGGACACCGUCUGGAGUGGCUUAUCUCCUUCUGCCAGU